Molecule: messenger RNA, 5853 nt
Organism: Zingiber officinale
Lineage: Eukaryota; Viridiplantae; Streptophyta; Magnoliopsida; Zingiberales; Zingiberaceae
Exons: 5
Coding region: 626-5581 (1651 amino acids)
Source: RefSeq, a predicted model, not a curated record
UUAAAUCAAAACAACUAAUAUACAAUUUAAUAUUAGUAAAUAAUUAGAUUUAGGGUUUUUAUUGGAUUUGAAUUAAAUUGAUUACUAUAAAUGUGGUUUCAAAUCUUAUAGAUUUAGAUUUAUAAAUAAAAGGGGAAUCAUGGAAAGAGAUGGGGGAGAGGCAAAGAUGAAAUUAAAUUAAAUAGAGAGGGCUCCCUAAAAUGUGGCGCAAAUAUUUUUUGCGGACGUGAAGAGGAAUUAGAAACGGGUUAACGGCGCCUGCGGAGCAGCAUUGAAGUCCAGGCUGUGGCGCUAUCCUUUCAUCGGCUCACGUUUCCUUCUCUUUCCUCCGCUUCAUCCUCGCCUCGUAUCGCGCCGCAGCUGCACGUUUACCCGCCGAGAACGGGGAGACUGCCGGAGAAGACCGUCGGAAGGCGGAGGUGCAGGAGAAGAAUCCUUAGGAAAAGGAGUGUUAUUGGUGGUGGAUUUGGUUUCCUUCCUGGAUCCGCCCUUCGGUGGAGACUCCACGGAUUGGCUGAAUCUGAGGAAGGAUUUUGGAUUGCAGACAGCUUCCUAGGGUUUGCGGCGUUAUUUAUAUCUCCUGUGGUGUUUUGGAAAUCGAUGCUCUUUGGAGUUGGGGAAAUUGAUGCCUCCCGAGCCGUUGCCAUGGGAGAGGAAGGAGUACGGCUUCAAGGACCACCGGAAGCACGAGCGCGGUGAUUCUCUUGGCGGUGGCGGAUCCUCGUUUGCUACGAGGUGGAGGGAACCCUACCACGGGUCCCGUGACUUUUCUCGUGGCUCCCCCCGCCGAUCCCUCUCUGGUCAUUACCGGCAGGGCGGAAGUUUCCACCAGGUUUACCCGGAAGAUUUCAUUGGUCACGGGCCCACACCAUCUCGCUCUGACAGAAUUUGGUCGGAAGAUGAUGGCUUUAGGCCGUCUUCUGCUAGAUACUUUAGCGGCUACCGCAGCAGUAGCAGCAGCAGCAGCAGUGUUGGAUGCAACAGGGAGAACCGAGGAUCAUUUCGGCGACCCCCAUAUUGGGAUGUUAGUGACUUCCCCAGACAGCAACACCAUCAGGAAACCCAUGCGCCCUCUCAGAGGCCAGUCAGCGCUCCGAUUUCUUCAACAUCUCAGACCUCUCCCUUAAAAAAGAAUGAUAAAAUUGAUUGUAUCGAGGAUGACUUGAGCACAGUUCACAAAUUUAAUCAUCAGGACAAUUCUCUAGGUACAAUAGCCUGGAAGAAAUGGAACCGUCCAACCUCAACUAAGACAGGAAGAUCUGAAACGGAGAAUGCUGGAACUGAGGUAGCCUUACCACUUGAGAAGGAAACUCCUACCCGGUCUCCAGUAGCUUCUCUUGCUUCGAAUGAAAGUGCACCGAAGAAGCCAAGACUUGGAUGGGGCCAAGGGCUUGCUAAGUAUGAGAAGCAGAAGGUAGUAGGAUCUACAGAACCUUCAGUACGAGGUAUUUCUCAAUGCUUGUCACCCUCGACUCCAUCUUCUGCAACUUGCAGCUCAUCACCAGGCACUGAAGAUAAACUUUGCAGCAGGGUUGGUAAUAAUGAUAACGAUGAUUUGCACGUGUCAUCAUUUCCUUCUUUCUAUGAGGAAAUCCUCGCUAGUUUGGAUAAUCUGGAAGUUAAUCCUAUCAGUUCAUUGGAUUCCCUUCUAGUUGAUCUAUUUCAAUCAGAGGAUGCAUUUGGUGGCGAUCCCAAUUUAAUGAGGCAUUCUGCUACAAACAAAUUGUCAAAAUUGAAGUCGCAUGUUUCAAAUGCAUUUGAAAAAAUUGAGAAUAAAAUUGAUUUACUAGAAAAGGAGCUCAAGGCAAUUACUUGUGAUACUAAAGCUAAUGCUUAUCAAGGUUCCUUGAAAUCAGAAGAUGAUUCUGCUUCUCUGCUAAGUAGAAGGUCAUUGGAUGAUUUAUCAAAUGAAUCCAAGGAUUUGAAGGAUCAGCAGGUGAAAUGCAUAGAAGAGUCCUUGUUUGAUGACCAUGAGCACAGGCCUUCCAGUAGACUUGAUGAACAUAAUACUGUGGUUAAAGAAACAGUAUUGUCUACUUUAGAAAAGGAACUCCCUGUUUGUGGCAUGGAGAAAAUGGUCUCAACUCUGUCGUCAAAUGAAGUGGAAACUUGGAAAGCUAGUAUAUUAUCAGAGAUGGAAAAUUCACAAGGAGGGGGAAAGCCAAUGGUUCCAUCUGAAGCUGAGAGUCUUAGUUUUAUGAAUAACAGUGUUUUAAUAAGCUGUGGUGGUAUGACACAAAGAAAGACAGAAUCUAAUUUAGUAAAUUCAAUUGUGGAUUCGAACAGGAAUAUAUCAAAAUUUUCCUGGGAGGUGUUUAAUACAACAUUCUCUAAUGAUCUGCCGGGCUCAGAUGUUUGGGGAUUUGUUAAUUUUACUUCAUGUCGCAAGCAUGAGUUGAACGUCAAAGAGAAGCUUGCUGUUGCAAAGCGUCAACUAAAAUUCAGAGAGAGAGUUCUUACUCUUAAAUUUAGAGCAUUACAUCACUUGUGGAGGGAGGACCUGCACUUACUUUCAAUAAAAAAGCUUCGCACUAAGUCAAGCAAGCGGACUGAACUUAGCAACCGGUCUUUCCUAAAUGGCUCCCAAAAGCAACGUUCUUCAAUCCGAUCACAGUCUGCUUUGCCUGGUAACAUAACCCUUGUUCCUACAACAGAAAUAAUGAACUUUACAAGCAAAUUUCUAUUGGAUUCACAAAUCAAGAUUUGUAGAAAUAAUUUGAAGAUGCCGGCAAUGCUAUUAAAUGAGAAGUAUCAAAGGUACAGUAAGUUUGUUACCCACAAUGGAUUAAUAGAAGAUCCUGUGACUUCUGAGCAAGAAAGGGGAAUGAUAAACCCAUGGUCUCAUGUUGAGAAAGAAGUUUUCAAGGAGAUGCUUGCUAGGUAUGGUAAAGAUUUUACUAAGAUAUCUUCCUUUCUGGAUCAUAAAACGACAGCAGACUGCAUUGAAUUUUAUUACAAAAGCCACAAGUCAGAGAGUUUCAAAGACGUGAAGAAAUCUUUAGAUCUCAGAAAGCAACAGCAAUCCUUACCAGCCAAUACAUACCUUGUAGCAUCAGGAAAGAACUGGAAUAAUAAAACAAGUGUUGCAUCUCUUGAUUUGAACUGGAAUAAUAAAACAAGUGUUGCAUCUCUUGAUUUGUUGGGUGCUGCAUCUGUUAUGGCUUUACACAAUCAAGACACUGCAAGGAUCGAAAAGUAUGCUGGAGGUAGUAAGAAUUUAGAUGAGGCAAAUGAGCACACAUCUGCUCAAGAAAGAGUAGCUGCUGAUGUAUUAGCAGGCAUUUGUGGCUUGGUGUCUCCUGAGUCUGCCAGCCCAUAUGGUACCAGUUCUAUUGAUCCUGCUAAGAAUAUGAAGGAUGAGGAGAGCUUGGAUGAGGAGGAUACCUGUUCAGAUGAGGGCUGUGGAGAAUUGGACUCGGCUGAUUGGACAGAUGAGGAGAAAGCGAUGUUUAUCCAAGCUCUGAGCAUGUACAGCAAGGAUUUUACAAGCAUCUCAAGUUACAUGAAGACAAGAUCCCGGGAACAGUGCAAGAUCUUCUUCAGUAAGGCUCGAAAGUGCCUUUCUCUUGAUACAAUUCAUCAAGGUUGUGCCAAUGGGAUUACACCAGUAAGUCUAACAAAUGGAGGAAGAAGUGAUACAGACGAUGCUUGCAUUGCAGAGAUGAACUCUGCAAUCUGUAGUACUCAAUCCUGUUCCAAAAUUGACGAGGAUGUCUCCCAGCCUUUAGUUGGAACCAAUUAUGAAGGGAUUGACCAUUCUGCAAGCACUGAUUUCCAUGUCAAAAAUGACUUUGAGGUGAAUGAUUAUUCUGCAAGCACUGAUUUCCAGGUCAAAACUGAAAGAUCAAAUGAGCAGGCUGACAAUGUAUCAGUUAGACCUAGUCUGGCGGAUUAUAGGGAUGAAGUAGUUAGGCAGGUGUCUAUUGUUCAUGAUGUCAAGCAGGCAGGCAGCAGGGACGACCUUCAAUCUGAUGUACCUCUAAAGGAAAACAUCAUUACUUCAUCAGCAAUUGAAGCUGUGAAGCUUCAUGAGGCUGCAGAUUCUGCUGAUAGCGAAGCAAAAAUUGAGGGAGUUAAUAAUGUUGUUUCUCUGGCUGAGCGGAUUGUUUCAAUUAGAAAAAGUGAACAAGUUGAAGAAUGCCUAGAAGGAGAGUCAAAUCGGCAAACUGCUAGUUUGGUUACUGAUGCAGGUAUUGCUGGAUGUUUUCCUUCUGGAAAUAUGGAAAAGGAAGUAGAUAUAAAACCAUCACUUGAUCGGGAGAUUGAGUUGUCAAACAAAAAAUUGAUAAAUGCCAAUUUCACAACCAAUGGCGAUGACCCUCUUUGGUCUAUGAAAGAUUCAGUUCAAAGUGUGCCUUCAAUAGUCUCAGCACCUAAGGCCAAUGGUUAUCACCAUCUGACCUCUGAUUCCAACUCUCAGGGGCAAGUACAAGUUGAUGCACACCCAUCUGCUACAGAGAAACCCCGGUCCACAUUGAAGCAGGAAAAUGGACAUUCUUUGCUAGUGAAUUCAUUUAUGUCAGAUCCAGCUAAUAUAUGUUUUGGUGGCGCUCCUAGCUUCUUGUAUGAGACUACUUUAAACUUUGAGGAACACGGGAAUAACAGGCAUCAAAAUUCGAUAAAACGAGAUCUGAGCCAACAGUAUAUGCUCAGAAAUUUGCCUCUCAGCCAAGUCAAUCAGAGUAUGCAUAUUCUCAGAGGCUAUCCACUGCAAUCAUUAAAACAAGAAGCCAAUGCGGAAACAAACAUUCAUGCAAGCAAGAAACCGAGUCAGCUUCAGGUGGAAACCAUGAAAACUGGAGCCUUCCAAUUGAAUCAUUUGUUUUCAUCUGAUAAACACUGGGACAAAAGCAAUGUUUCUACUCCGCAUUCGGUGUCAGCUCCAUUACAUUCUGCAAGAAGCGAAAAUCAAUCAGAUGCUGAGUUUAGAACAUGUUCCAAGAAUGCUGGUGCCAAGGUAGAGGAACACAAACCUGGAGAUGUGAAGCUGUUUGGAAAAAUUCUUAGCGUGACAUCUUCUUCACAGAAAUCUGAUUCUUCCUUCCUUGAAAGUGAUAAAAAACCCUCAUUGCCUAAGAUGGAUAGUACUUUAAAAAUGAAUCCUCACGAUAAUGUUAAAAGUGCUAGUCAAUUAGUCUCAAAUGCUAGUGCAUGCCGAGUAAACUUGGAGACAACUUACGGUUUCUGGGAUGGCAAGAGAAUACAGACUGGUUUUUCUUCAUUGCCGGAUACUGCUGCAAUGUUUUUAAAGUAUCAAGGCAGCCCAACUAUCAUAUCGCAUUAUCCAGCCAAAGAUGGUAUCCCAGGCUGUAAUGGCAUCGUGCCGGAACAUCAGCAAUCCCAUGUGCAGCAAAUGUCUUCUAAUGUGAUGCAAAUAGAGAACAUUCCGGAGCUGCAGAAGAGGACUAGAACUGAGACGAUCCCAGGGUUUCAGCAGCAAGUUAGGGUAAUGCCUCUGGGCACAAACAUGCUGGGGGGAGGAAUGUUGGUUGGCAGUGGAGUGGUGUCGGAUCCAGUUUCUGCUCUGAAGAUGCAUUUUGCUGCAAGGGCAAACCUAUAUGGCAGCGAUCCCGAACUGUAGCAAGGAGAUACAGGAACCAGAUAGUAGGAAGGCUUGAUUGAGUAGGAAGGGUGGUAGAACAGGAUGGUUAUGUAGGACGGAUCUUUACUCAAUCGCGUUGCCUAUUUGUAUCAUAUUUACUCUUUGUAACUUGUAUCACAUUAAACAGGGAAGUUGGAUUCCCAUUCCUGACUGACCAUAAUGACAUGGGCUCUGCUUUCCUCCAUUCUUUGCUCACCUGAGAGCCCAGGAUUUUGUAUGUUCUUCAUCACGUAUACAAAAUCAGGUUGCCA